CCCUUGCUGAUUGGCCAAUGCUCGCGAGCUGCCAUAACGCCGAUUCAAGAUGGCGGCCCCCAGUCCUGACAUACUGUUACCAGCCCGUAGCAGCUCGCCGGAGCCGGCUCUGUCCCCCGCUGCCCCGGAGGACGGCGGCGGCCAUGGCAGGGUGUGCUCGCUGUGCCUCUCCCGGCCUGGGAUAUACACGUGCCCGCGCUGUAACGGCCCUUACUGCAGCCUGCCCUGUUAUCGGGGGCCCAGACACACGGCCUGCUCUGAGGACUUCUACCGGGAGGCCGUGCUCAGAGUGCUGCGGGAGGAGGUGGCCGGGCCCGGCGGGAGACGGGAAAUGGAGGACAUCCUGCUCAGAAUGAAACGGGAGGAAGAAGCAGGGCGCCAUUACCGGGGUCUGGCGGAGGGUGAGGAGGAGGAUGGCAUAGGAGGCACUCACAGUGAGGGAGAGGCUGGUAUGGGGAGCACUCACACUCCCAGUGAGGGAGAGGCUGGCAUGGGGAGCACUCACAGUGAAGGAGAGGCUGGCAUGGGGAGCACUCACACUCCCAGCGAAGGAGAGGCUGGCAUAGGAGGCCCUCACACUCCCAGUGAAGGAGAGGCUGGCCUAAUGAGUACUCACACUCCCAGUGAGGUGGAGACAGCCAUGUGGAAUAGUCUUUCUGACAAGGAGAAAGAGGACUUCAAAAGACUUUUAAAGAGUGGAGACAUUGGAGCCUUGGUUCCCGAAUGGAUACCAUGGUGGGUGGCCGAGAAAGGGACCUCAGAAAUUAAAAACACAAAGAUUGUGGAGCUUCCAAAUGCAGUGAGUUCUGGUGAUAGAAUAGAUGGAGAUCAUGAAGUUGACUUAAUGAACCACUUGCAAGAAGAAAAUAACUCCAAGUCAGUAACAUCAGAUAGCUUAAUUAAUUCAAGUGCUGAAGAAAUAAAUGAGAUUGUAUCAAUAUCAAAAGGAGAAAUGUCUACAUUUGCAACAAGUCACUUAGUGAACAGUGUAGAUCACCAAGAGCGUGAGGAACAAAGGGGGAUUCUUCCUGAUACUAUUAAUAUCCACCAGUACAAAAGCUGUUUAAAAAACAACCUGCAGGAUGUUAAGGAAGAGUGUACUGGAAAUGUUAAGCAGCUUGUACUAAGAAAGCCUAGAGUAAAAAUAAAGGAGGAUGCACCUGAAGAAGUUGCCAACCAGCCUAAAUGCUCUGGUAUUCCGCUCCCAUUUAUAUCUAUACCACCCUUGUCUUCACUCAGCCGUAACCCUUCCCAGUUGGUCCAGUUCAGUGUUGUGAAUGCUCUUUAUGGUUAUGCCUUUUCUCUCCUGCGGCAUAAUGGUGAUUUGACUGAUGAAGACAUACUCUUGGAUUUCACUGAGACAUUGCUAGGUGUUUCUGCUACACUCAGCUCCACUGUGGUCUACAAUUCCACAGCCGAUGCUCUGCAGAGUGCUGUGCGUGUUGCAUCAGAUCAAUUGUUAAGUGGAGACCAGGUAGGAGCCUGCUCUGCUAUGGAAGCUACAUCAAAAAUCCUUCAAGGAGAUGGCAGCAAGACCUUUCCACUAGCUGCCUUGGCCCAUAUGUCGCGUGUUCUGGGAAAGGCUCGAAAACUAGUGUCCCAGGACAAGCAUUUGCGACAAGUAAUUUUCAACGCCAAGAAAAAGUGUUUGUUUCUGGCUGCAUGGGCGAAUGAAAAUGAGGACUGUCUUCCAAUGCUAUCGGAAGCUGUCAAAAUAGAGCAUCAACAACACCUUCAGUAUGUCAAUGGGUUGACUGAGAUAUCAAGGGGAAUUGAAAAAGUGUGGGGUGGAAAAAGACCUCCUGAGAAAAAGUCACUGAUAGAAGAGGUUGGCUCAGAGACAACGUGACUUAUAUUAACAAACACACCUAUUUUUUUAUUUUUUUUUUCUAUGAAAGUUAUUUUUAUUUACUGUAAUAAAGAUAUGUUCAGACUGCAAUUUACUGAACAAUAUUCCUGGUGAUUAAGAGAACAGUUAAAAGUGCUUCACUCUUGUAUUUUUUUCCAUAAACUCUGAAUUUAUAGAAUUGGUAUUCAGUCCUUUCAGCUACAUCGUUUAUGGGCUUCAACUUAGAGCAGUCAAAGGACCACUAUAGGCACCCAGACCACUUCAGCUCAAUGAAGUGGUCUGGAUGCCAGGUCCCCCUAGUUUUAAACCUGCAGCUGAAAACAUAGAAGUUUCAGAGAGACUAUGUUUACACUGCAGGGUUAAUCCAGCCUCUAGUGGCUGUCUCCCUGACAGCCAUUAGAGGCCGCUUCCGCUAUUUGCACUGAGUAAAUCGCACUUAUCUGAUGCUGGACGUCCUCACGGAGUCCAGCAUCAAAUAAGAUCCCCAUAGGAAAGCAUUGAGUAAUGCCCAAGGGAGGGGGCUCUUAAGAGCCUAUAGUGCCAGGAAAAGGUUUUUUUUCCUGGCACUAUAAAUCUGCUCAAUGGAAUUUUGAGCAAGUAGACAACUUGGUCCAUGACAUGUCAGCUAUAAAACCCUCAUGAAAAGCAUAAGGCUUUUUAUUUUUUUACAGCAGCAUGUAAAAACAUUUAAAGAACAGUUAAAAACUCUAGAGAUCCUGGUCAAAUCAUUCUAAUGCAGGCAACCUUUGUAGGUCUGCACCAUACUUAAUGGUAUGAACUUAAUUGUACUGUGACACUGCCACUAAAGUUGAUUUUCCAAAUACACAAUGACUCCUCCAACUGUCAUUCAUAUAUUCAACUUUUAGAGUCAGACAUUUGUAUGAGGGAAUUAUGCAUGUCAUCACAAAGGGCAUAAAUGAAGCAGUCAAAACUGAUGCCCCUGAUUGUAAGCUUUGUGAACUGUAGCUAUUCCAUUGGUGACAUACACUGACACAGUGUAGACUACUAGGUUUUAUUAGCGGUAGCGACUUGGUUAUUUAGAGUCCAUUAAUUUGUCCAAAUAUGUCAUAUUGUGUGUACUUUUUAAGGAAAGGGUGAAGGCCAGGAGUUGAAUGUAUGCAUUGUUUUGGGAUUGUAGGGCGACAGAGAUUAUGUAUGUUUAUAUGCACAGUCUAUCUGUGGAGCUAUAAACAAGUUGCCAGUGUGGUGUUUUUACAUCACUUGCCUUAAUAUAGCCUGCCUCACUCUACAAUUACAUUGCAUACUGCGAGGACAGGGCACCUCUAAAAGAGAAUAGACAUGGCCCCUCCCAUCAUCCUUUGCCAUGCUACAAUCUGCAUAUGUAGUAUGGGAUGAUACAGGGCAGGGUAGCUAUAAAGACAAAGGUGUGGAGACUCAGGGGUUCAGGGAAAUAAAGUAAAAUAGAAGAAAGGGAGAGAUACAUACCGUACUAUCCUAUGGGAACAUUAUAAAAUAACCAAUCAUAGAGAAGUGCAUGUUGUAUCUUAAAAAAUAUCCACAUGCAUAUUAAUAAAAACAUUUUAUUGUAUUCCCUCAAAUUGUUCAAGCCAUUGUUUUAUACAAAGUGUAAACAAAUUAAUGUUUGUUUAG
This is a messenger RNA of Pelobates fuscus (common spadefoot toad), 3460 nucleotides long. It is a transcript of the gene ZNHIT2, whose product is annotated as zinc finger HIT-type containing 2. The record is from RefSeq and is a predicted model, not a curated record. NCBI's taxonomy places the organism in Eukaryota, Metazoa, Chordata, Amphibia, Anura, Pelobatidae. Bases 50 to 1849 code for a protein of 599 amino acids. The transcript has 2 exons.